This is a messenger RNA of Cuscuta campestris, 3546 nucleotides long. Lineage: Eukaryota; Viridiplantae; Streptophyta; Magnoliopsida; Solanales; Convolvulaceae. The record is from the annotation of a GenBank genome assembly.
GGCUAUAAUUUCAAAUUUUAAAGGCCAAACAAGAGAGGGGUACUCGGGUAUAUCCUUCGUGUGUAGUUGUGCCAGUGCUCUUGAAUGCACAGAAUCAUUUGACGGGACAACAGAAAUAAAGCCUCCAAGCAAAUGCAAGAUUCUAAACACCUUCCACACAUCCCCCGUAAACCAGUGAAGCGAGCGAGCGAAAAGGGGAAGAGAAUGACGAAGGAAGAAGCCAUUAGCUCCUCCGGCGAUCCUAUGCUUCCGCCCAAGUCUUCCUCUCCUCCGCCCCCAUCCACUCCCGCUGCUAGCUCUGCCGGGGCGUCUUCUCCUGCUUUUCCAUUGAAUGUUGGAAGCACAGACUGGGCAGCACAUGGCUCCAAAGCAGGGUCUGUUUCCCGUGCUGGUUCACUGCCCAUAGGGACUUCUUUGAGUACCAGUGCUGGUGGUUCUGUUCUUGGAUCAUCACAGCCUUCAUGUAGACCCUGGGAAAGGGGUGACCUACUGAGACGGCUCUCAACAUUCAAACCCACAGACUGGUUUGGAAGGCCUAAGGAUGCAGGAUCUCUGGCCUGCGCUAGAAGGGGCUGGAUAAAUGUGGAUGUUGAUAAGAUUGAAUGCGAGUCAUGUGGUGCAAACCUCAAACUUACUUCCUCAACUACCUGGACUCCUUCUGAAGUUGAUAUAGCCGGUGAAGAUUUUGCAAAUAAACUUGAUGAAGGGCAUAAAGUCACAUGUCCAUGGAGAGGAAAUAGCUGUGCAGAAAGCUUGGUCCAAUUCCCCCCCACUCCUCCUUCUGCUCUAGUUGGGGGUUUUAAGGAUCGUUCAGACGGAUUACUUCAGUUCACUUCUCUCCCUAUAGUGGCUGCAUCUGCAAUUGAGCAUAUGCGAGUUUCUAGAGGUUCAGAAAUUGACAGUUUUCUAGCUCAGUCACAAGCUCUUGGAAGUGCUGAAACUUUCUUUAGGCCAGAGGUUGUGUCCGGAGCUGAAAACUCCAGAGAUGUUUUCCUCAUAUACUCUCGUGCCCAGAAGCUAAUAAGCCUAUGUGGUUGGGAGCCAAGGUGGCUUCCAAAUGUCCAAGACUGUGAAGAGUAUUCUGCUCAGUCAGCUAGGAAUGGAUGUUCAACAAGUCCAACACAAUAUUGUGCUCCUUUACCAGAUUCUGGCCGUGGAAAGAUGGUGCUGUUUUGUUCAAAGAAAAAGGACACUUUUAAAACCGAAGUUUCUUGUCCCAUUUCAAAAGGCGAAUCUAGGUCACCUUUGUUGGAUUGCAGUUUGUGUGGAGCUACAGUGAGAAUCUUGGAUUUUUUAACAGUUUCUCGUCCUGCAUGCUUUGCUCCCAAUAGCAUUGAAAUCCCCGAAACAAGCAAAAAGAUGGGCUUGACACGAGGGGUAAGUGCAGCAAGCGGAAUAAGUGGGUGGAUUGCUACAGAUGGUAUGGAAAAGGAGCAGAUAGAGGAUCAUGAUGAAGCUACAACGGAUGAGAGAAGGCCACUAUCAAAUAAUGGUAUGGACAUUAAUCUUACAAUAGCUGGUGGGCUCUCCUCUUCACAAAUACCGGCAAAUUUAGGUUCUGAUCGAUUCCAAGAUGUGCACAAGAGAAGAGGUCCAAUGAUAGGACAGCCUUCUAGCAGUGAGGCUGGUAACCGUGCUGCUUCAUAUGAGUCACGUGGUCCUAGUUCUCACAAGCGCCAUUUAGAGGAACGUGGAAGCACUGCUGACCGCCCACAGUUGAUGUUACAACAAGCUGACAGUGCCGAGGGAACAGUUAUAGACCGUGAUGGAGAUGAAGUCAAUGAUGAAAGUCAAUACUUGGCUGGUCCUUCAAAACGCCCCCGUGAGUCAUACCCUCUAGAUAUUAAUCACUCAUCAUAUGGGAAAAGUGCAGUUGGUGCUGCCUCUAUUCUGGCAACUGGUUUCGAGGUUGGAAUAGAUGGUCCAAGAGAUGAUCCUUUCAACCAAGGCCACAACCAGGCAUUUGGUUUACCAGCUAAAAGAGAUUCAACACGUGUUUCAUCUGUUAUUGCUAUGGACAUAUUUCACAGUGCUGAAGACUCAAUGGAAAGUGUUGAAAAUUUUCCAGGAGAUCUUGGUGAUAUCCAGUUCCCUUCAACAUCGGGUGUAAAAAGCACAGACCCAUUUGAGGUGUCUGAGCUAAACUAUAGCAAUCAAGCACAACAGAGUGUGUGCCCUGCUGUAAUUAGGAGGGUUGGUGAUAUUGGUGGUAGUAGCACAAAUGACGAGGAAGUAUUAAAUGCAGAUACUGCAACUGCUCACACAAGGGAUGCCAUUAGUUUUGGGAUUAGUGCUGGAAGCAUAGGAAUGGGAGCUAGCCAUGAAGCUGAAAUCCAUGGGAUGGAAACUUCUGUGCAUAGAACUGAUAGCGUAGUUGGUGAUGUGGAACCAAUUGCUGAAAUAACUGAAAACGAGGGUCAAACUGGUGAAUUUGGUCCUGAUCCUGGCCUUAUGGGUGACUAUGUCCCUGAGGAGAUAGACAUGGAGGACCGUCAUGGUGAUAGUCAAGAUCUAACAUCUCGAUUAGUGGGAAGAGCUGACAGCGGUUCAAAAGUUUUUGGCUCAACCAAGGAAGAAUCCACGGAGAGUGCUGAGAAGCCUAACCAUGGGCCUCCUCUGCCUGAUAAUAGAGCACAUCCAUCUUUUUCUCAGAAUGCUAUUAUAUUGUCUGUCUACGAGACAUCAAAGGAAGAAGUUAACCAGGCUGCCAAUGCAGUGGCUACUGAAGAUGGUGGACUUGUGGUGGAAUCAGGCUUUUUAUUUUCGAAGGGGGCAGGUCCUCCCAACGGAGAAAGUGGAUAUAAAGAUGCUGUUGAAUUUGAUCCUGUUAACCACCAUAACCCCUUCUGCCCUUGGGUCAAUGGAAAUGUUGCGGCAGCAGGCUGUACCAGUAGUGGUGGUUCCAGCUCUAGUGCUGGUGCUCUUGCUCUUUGCGGUUGGCAACUAACUUUAGAUGCUUUGGAUUCCUUAUCAAUCGGAAACAUUCCUGUUCAAACUGUGGAAUCUGAAUCUGCCGCUUCGCUGUAUAAGGAUGAUCAUCGAUCUGCUGGUAAAAGAAUCUUGCCUCGAAACUCAUUUAGCAAAAGCCGUGGGGGGGAUUAACUGUAAAGUCCAAGAUUGUAUAUGUCACAUGACCCGGUGUUUCUUUCCCUUGUGGUGUUCCAAUGACGAGGAGGUUCUGUUGCCCGUUUGUGGAGUGACAGAGAUGAAUUUGUAGGUGCAGCAACUCCUAGUGACUGCAAUUCCUUGCUCAGUUUAAUUUUAUUAGUAAAAUAAGUAGUCUGAUAACUACUCACUCUCCUAGCAUGGCUUUGCCAAUAUAGGUUGAGAGAAUUGCCAACAAGAUGGGAUAAUAUUUUAUUAUGGUAUUUGAUAAGAACGUUACGGAGCCCCUUGUUUAUUCAGAGUGUUGGAAUGGAAUUUCUCUUCUUGUCAUAACACAAAUAAAUAAGUAUACGGUAGGAUUGUUAGGUUGAAGACGAGAUCGCCUCACUUGUAUGAAUUCUAGUUCUGCACACGUACUUCCGUCGUGUCUUUUUAAUUUAU